This is a messenger RNA of Owenia fusiformis, 4803 nucleotides long. The record is from the annotation of a GenBank genome assembly. Lineage: Eukaryota; Metazoa; Annelida; Polychaeta; Sabellida; Oweniidae.
UUACAACUUUGAUAGUUCUGUGGAGCCAGUGAGGAGACCAGCUGGGCGUAUUGGUAGUGGGAGAUUUGAUCGCAGCUUACGUGAUGAACGUGCUAGAAGUGAUCCAAACCCUUUCAAAGACUUUAAAGGUUUUGGUGGUAAAUUUGGAGACUUUAUGCCUGGAGAUGACAGCCAUAGAGGUCAAGGACGCAGUGACGGAUCUCGAGGACGUGGUGAUAGUUUGAGGCCCACUCAUGGAGAUUCUCCUAGAAAUCGUGGUGAACCUUCUAGAAAUUAUGACGGCCAUAGAAACAGGGGGGAUGCCUACCAUGAUCAUAGAGGAGAUGAGAGAAGUCCAAGAAGUUUUGGAGAUGGUCCUAGAGGUAGAGGAGAAGGUUCAAGGGGUCGAGGAGAUAGCUCAAGGGGUCGAGGUGAUGGUUCAAGAGGACGUGGUUUAAUAAGAGGUGCUAGAGGUGCUAGUGCUCGUGGUAUGAGAGGGGGUAGAUUGAGGCCUCGUGGCGGUACAGCUGGAACAGGCAGAACCAGGGCCCAUAGUGGUGGUAGUACAGGAAGUGACGAAGCACGUCACAUACAAGAUGAUGAAAAUACACUUGUUAUCAGAAUAGAUAAUGAGGCAGGAUCAGCUAGGAGGAAAACAAAUGAGAGAGGCAAACCUAGAAGUCCUAGGUCUCCCACAUCAAAGCAGGGGAAACCUCGUGGGAAAGAAGGAAAGGAUAAAAAGCUAAGAGAAUCAAGACCGUUGAGAUCAUCAACCCCUACUAAGGAAAAACACUCUGAAGUCACUGAGGGUGAUUCUAAACCAACAAAUCCAGAUAAUGUUGAAGAAGAGAAUGCAAUCAAGAUUGACUCAGAUAUUCAAAUUAGUAUUAAUAGAGCAAGUGGAGAAAGAGAGAUUAGGAGCACUAGCAAGGACAAAGAAGAUGUUGAGGAGCCAAGAGCUGGUAGUAGUGAUUCUCAGUCAAGAGGCAGUAGUAGUGAAAAAGAUUUGAGAGAAGGAUCAAAUGAAAUACGAGCAAGCAAUAGUGGGAAAGAAUCAAGAGGUGGAAGUAGUGAGAAAGAGAAUUCUGAUUAUGGUGACCAAUAUGAAGAAUAUGAAGAGGAGCACCAAGAUGAAUGGGAAGAUUGUGAUGAUGAUUUCUAUGAGGAAGAAGUUGAGAGUUUGGAAGAGGAGCCACGCCAAGUCCUCCAACUUGAUGUACAUACUGAAGAUGAUAGUAGUAUGCUGCCUCCAACUACACCAGUCAUGAAGACCCCAACUGGCGUGGUCCAUAUCCUGGACUGGGCCCAGGCAGUGGAGGACAACAGCUUUGAUGCUUCUGGAAGUAGUGUAGAAGCCUCACCUAGAGAACAGAGAACUCCAGGUGACAGCCCAAGAAACAUCAACAAAACUGAGGAAAUCCCACUCGAAAUUAAAAAUGAAACUCCGAUUGAAUCUCCCAAAGAACAAACUAGUCAAAAUGCUGGUGCUAACGAAUCUAAAGUUAAAAUUGAAGAAAACGGCAAACAAAAUGAAGUCAGUGAGCAAAAUGAACAAAACAAAGGUAAAGUAGAGGAUUUGAUAGCUAAGAAUGACAUUUCUUCCAUAGUCAGUGAUAAGUCUCCUAAAAUAGAUUCUUCUGAAACUACUUCUGAUAACAUUGACAGUUCUGUAGUCUUAACUAAUACUGAUAUUUCUGAAUCUGCUAACAUAGAUACACCACCUAUAGUUCAAAACACAAACCUUGCUAGUUGUGAUUUAGAUAAAAAAAUUGAUAUUUGUGAAACAUCUGAUGGUGCGAGUCAACCAAUUGAUGAUAAAAUUGAAAUCUCGGAAAAAGUUGUAUUGAAUGAUGCUACACUUGAAAGAUUGAGUAAGCCUAAAGAAAAUGCUUUAGAUACCUUAGUGAAACCUGUGGAGUUAAUUCCAGAGACUGCACUCACUAAUGAUAUUUCUCCAGCUGCUGAAAUUGAAACAAAUGAUGAUUCUUCCAAACCUAAAGAUCAGAGCUCGGAGGUAGAAUCUGAAAGUCAAUCUUGUAAUGUACCCAACAGUAAUACACUUAAACAAGUCCCUGAACCCUCUAGUGAAGUCAACUCUGAAUCCCCUACUACAGCAUCUGAAAGUGAAAUUGACAAUAACAAGUCAGAGACAUCCAAUGUUAAAGUUGAAUCAGUGGAUACCAAAGAUGAAUUAAAUGAAAGUGAAGUUAAUUCAGCAGAAAUGAAAAUUGAACCUGUCCCUUCAGUUAUUCAAGUGAUUCCGCCUGUUGAUGAAGGAAAAGUUAGUGACUCUUGCGAUAAGGCAAUAGAUAAAACUGAUACUGCUACAAUUCCUGAUUGUGCACCUUCGAGUGAUGUUAACAUACACCUUAAUGAUGAUAUUGAUAAACUUAAGGAUAUUGACUCUUGUAAUGUGACAUUGGAUAAAUUUGAUAACAUUAGUGACUCUGCUGCACCUGACUGUACAUCUGCUAAUGAUGUGAAUGCCACACCUAACACAGACAUUAGUAUAGAUAUGUGUGAUGAUCAAUCUGUACCUAACAUUGAUGUUGUAAAUAUCUCUCCUGUUGUUUCCACUGAAACAAACAUUAGUAUAGAUACGUGUGAUGAUCAGUCUGUACCUAACAUUGAUACUCCUGUUGUGACUGCUGACUCUUCUGAAAAGGCUAAACCCACAAUUGCUGUAGUUAAUGAAGAUCCUACAGACAACACCGAAACAACAGAAAACACCAGUUCAUAGGGGUCAAAUCUUGGGAAGGACCUACAUCAUAAAGUACAAUGCAGUAUGCCAUUAAAUAUACAAUGUUUAUACAAAACACUGGUAUAUGGAUGAGGCGAUCUCUUAUCAUUCUGAAUUAGAAAUCCGACAAGAAUGUAGACUGUUGUCAUAAUCAGUAUGUUGAAACCAUAGAAUCAAAACAAAUUGCUACCUUAGUGGAAGAAUAGGAAAAGGCCUAACUAGAAUUGGUGCCAAUGAAGUGUUCAGACUGAAUAAACUGUACAUUAUAUACAGCUUCAACUAAGCAUGUAAAUUAGAUAUGCAAAUGUACAGAUUAUAUGACAGUGUGUACUACACGGUAUGUUGUGCAUAUGUUACAUGAUUAUGCCUUUUGUAAUACUAAAAUCAGCUCAAUUUUUAAAGGAAUAUUUGUGCAAUCUUAUUUUAUAAUUGGAUUGCCAUGUGAUGUGAAAUCUGGUGUUAUUAAGUGAUUUAUUUUAUGGGAAGGAAGCUAUGCAAUGAAAAAUUGUUAUCAUUACUUUAAUUUGUUGCAUAAUACUUUGGUAUUGUUUUAGUGAAUUUGUGGACAUGUCCCCUUUUCAAUGUUAUUUAUUUGAAAUUUUACUUACUUUGAAUAUGAUAUUAAUUGUUGCUAUCAUGUAAUUAUAAUGGUAAUUUGUACAUAGUCUUUUAAAAUGGAAUGUUGAUUAUACAUGUAUUCAUAAAUUAUGUACAGAGUUAACAAAGGGCAACAUUUGACUCAUUGUAUAAGGAUAUAAUAUGGCGGUAGCUGGAAUUUUUUCACCAUUUUUAUAAUUUGACCAUAGGUACUAAUUUAAGAGAAUAUUUUCCAAUAUUAAUUGAAAAAGUGUCAAAAUGAACUGAAGUAACAUAUUUCUGAAGGUAUCUAAUCAUACUCAUGGAACCAUUUAAUUGUAAUAAUUUAAUUGCUGUACUGGCCUUGGAUAUAAUGUAGGAAUAAUAUUGAUAUUGAAAUUGCAACUUAAUUAAAUAAUUAUUUAUUACAUCUUUUAUUGCAAAAUGUUUGUAAGGUAAUUUUAUGGAUUUUAAAUUAUUUUAAAGCAUAUUUAUUAAUGAAGGAGAAUACUAGGCUAGUGAAAUUGAUUGAAAUUGAAUUUUGUAUAAAAUGUGUUUGUAGAGUUUUAUAAAUAGAAAUAUAUAUGUUUGCAUUGAAUGCAAUAUAAAUGAAUUUAUCAAUUAAUUCAUUGUUUUAACUCACAUAAAUGAGCUAUUGUGACCUCCAACUUGAUUAUCUGUUGCUCUGUCCAUGUCAACAUUGAUGGCACAUUAGUUUAAGGAUUUCAACACUGAAUGCUUUGUUUGUAAAAUACAGUACAUGUAUAUCACAAGUAGAUUGUUGCUUCCUUCAGUCCUUAAACCAAGACCAAAGGUCAGGGUCUAAGCCUAGCAUACAAUCCACAAUAGUGAUAUAUAGCACAACACAAAGCAUUGUGUCUUGUGCUUAAAUCUUUUUCACACAUGGCAAAUAGCUUUAUCAAACGAAAUAAAAUUCAACUACAGUCAAGCAGAUCAUUUUGACAUUCAUUCAGUUUCAAGAUGGCUGUUCUAAAAUUUCUGUCUCCUUCUAAAUCUACUUUUAAUGCCCAGGAACACAUAUUUGUAAUGUUCAUAGUAAUGAAUGUUUGUAAGUCCAUUGUUUAAUUUGUGAAUUUCAUAAAGUUGCAUUUUUGUAAGUUUCGUAAAGUUACGAAUGAUUCUUCAUCAAAUUACGAAAAUAUUGAUAUCAUGCCUGCCGGCCUUGCGUUGGUAGAUUUAAUAGCACAUCUAACCCUUUCCUAACUUUUUAUUUAUUCAUUUAUGUUGUGAUUUGGGAUGUUUUGUCAUCAGAAAAUGCAAAGGGUGACACUGUGAUGAACUUAUUAUCAGCCUAUUUCUGUAUCCAUUUUAGUGUUUUUCAUGGAAUCCUUAUUUUUAUACAGUUCUUAUUGUAUGAAUUUGAUUUUAAAUGCGUAAAUCUAGCUCAAAACAAUUGAAAAAGUUCAAAUGUGUGGUCCAUUUGCAACUUUACAAAGGAGUGGUAUCGAUAUGGAGAACUGAAAUGGACAAUGUUUUUCUAUUAAACC